Molecule: messenger RNA, 3566 nt
Organism: Orbicella faveolata
Lineage: Eukaryota; Metazoa; Cnidaria; Anthozoa; Scleractinia; Merulinidae
Biological process (GO): negative regulation of DNA-templated transcription
Cellular component (GO): nucleus
Molecular function (GO): transcription coregulator activity; transcription factor binding
Source: RefSeq, a predicted model, not a curated record
GUGGGGAAAGUAGCGACGAAAAUGGCAACUCCAGGACAGAAGGAGAGAGAGGCAGAGCUUCACUCUGUGCUCAGAGCUGCUAACCUGUUAGACUACUACCCAAGUUUCCUCGAACAAGGAGGCGACGACGUACAGCAGUUCUGUGAUGCGAGCGAAGAUGAAUUCAAAGAAAUCAUCACCUUGGUCGGCAUGUCGACGAAGCCUCUACACACAAGGCGGCUGCAGAAAGCUUUGGUGGAAUGGAAGAGCAAGCGAGGGCAUUCUCCCGAGCGAGUUGCUCCAGGGUCUUGGAUGGAUAAGUGGACUUCGUCUCCUCAAGUUAACCGAACUCCACCGCCAAGCACUUCAACGCCAGCGACAAGUUCAGGCCGUAAAAGACGAAGUAGCUCCGGCUGUUCUCAAGGAGGCGCGGAGAAACGCGUCGUGGAACUGAAACUACCUCCAAUGGAAGUUAUAAUCGACUGGGAAAAACUCGAUCCCGAACGUCAGCAGCUGAUCCGUGAUCACUCGCGAAUUUAUGGCCGAGACAUCAAAAAACGUAAGACGAACACGCUCAAUUCGCACGAACAAAUGAUCAACGAAGCCGCGGCUCAGCUUUGCCUUCGCGAUCCAACCCUUCUUGUUCGGCGAGACGAGUUGUUUACCAUGGCAAGGCGAGUUGUGCGAGACAGUGGGUUUACGUUUGUCCAUGGGCAUUCCAGGUCCAAGUUUGUCUCCGAAUCAGACGAGGAACUGGACGUGGCCAAGAAGAAUCAGGUGUCUCAAGCAAACAAACUCAAACGAGAAGAACGUCUAAAUGAGAUUGACGGCCUGCUACAAAACAACAAGGAAUUACAAGAGCAGAUAAUGCAAAAACUAGAUGAAGCACGAGCUUUAAGCGCAACAGCAGAGAUUAAUGAGCUACAAACCGACCUCAGCAAACUGCAGAGUCAACAAGUGUCCCUUCAGCUUGAGCACAAAGAGCUGAAGAAGAAGCAGCGUAGAUCUGAAAGAUAUUACACAAACAAACAAACAAAAGACUCAGGCUCACAGAGCACCGGUGUACAUGAUGAUGAUGUGGACAUGGUGGGAAAUGUGUCAUUACAAGGUGAACUCACACCAGAUGACCGCUCUGAGGAAGGUCUUCCCACUGAAAGUGUGCAUGUGGAGGGGGAGUCACAGGUCACCACUGUUGAGCAGUCCAGAACAAUGCAGGUUCCUGAAGCUGUAGUGACUCAGAUAUUACCCCCAGCCUCAGGGAUUCCCACAACAUCAACUAAUGUCACAGUUAACCUGCCUCAACGCCAGGAAGCACUAAACCCUGAAGAGGAAUCAUCAGUGAGAGCACUUUACACAGCAUUUAUGCCUCAACACUUGCAGACUGAGGUUGUGCAACAAGUCCACCAGCAAGCAGAAGGAGGUCAAAUGAUACCUGGUUAUUCGCAAGCACUUGUUAGCGCUGCUGUAUCAUCAGACCCUACCAUCAAUGCCUUGUUGAGUCUAGGGGCUAAAGACAAGGUUCUCCUACCAGGAAUGCUGCCGCCUGGUGUGUCUGUGGCUGCCGUGCCCGUCACUACAGGUGUUGUUGCAACCACAAGCAUGACACCUGGUAUUACUGUGGUAAUGCCUGGACAGCCUCUGCCAGGCAAUGUACAGUGGUCUUGACUUUGAUCUUUGACCUUGCAGGAGUUGUUGUAUGGUAGCAUGUUAUGCAGUCUGGACUAACAGACAUCUCUGCACUACAUUGUACUGGUAGUUUAAUUCUUCUCCUGCUUGAUUAGAUUUGACCAGGGAAAUGAAACUAUACUGACGACACAGAUAUACAGAAUCCCUGUAGUAUCUUUAAGCGGUUUCUGCUUGCACUGUGCAAAAAUUCACACUACUCUAUACACAUGAUCAGUACAUUUAUAUGGGAUAUUUUGAGUUGAAUCUCACAAGUGAGGCAGGCAGACACAAUUUUACAGUGUGUCUACUCCAACCAAGGCCACCGAAGAAAUUCUUUGUGAAUUGACCCAGUUGUGAAUCCAUACCAGUUUCAACCAUUUUACAGAAAUCAGUUUGAUUUUUUUGUUUUGAUUUUUUAAGAGGGGACUUAAGGGUGUUAAAAUCCAAAACAUUUUCUUGGGGAGCCCUCUGGAAGCUUGGACAUUUGGCACUUGUUGCCAUUUGUUGUAGAUCUACACCUGGACCAGUAGUGUCUGAGUGAUUUAAAGAAUAUUUUAUAAAAAUGGUUGACAAAUGUCUUGUUUUUGUACAGUAGUGUGAUUCAGCUGGCUAAUUUGCCAGAAGUCUACUGUUAAUAAAAUCAUCAAGGUAAUUUCAAUCAAUAAAUCUGUGUAUAAUUUUCUCAGUUAGCCUUGGCUGAAGUAGUUGAACUGUAACAGGUGCAAAAAAGUAUAUUGUAAGGAAAAGGGCAUUUUUCAACUAGUUUAAACAUGAAAUGGGAUGCCUUCCUUUUGAUCCUUUCUAAACCUGCCAUUUAAAAUGUGUAGAUGGCCAAUAAAGAUGGCCUUAGUGUACACUAGUGCAUGAUGUUCAUGUCCAUACAUGUAUAUUUACUUUUAAGCAUGAAGGAAGAAUAUUCAAUUGCACUGAUUAUGCUAGCAAGUUAAAUAGCACUUAUUUUAAACCAAUCAACAUAUUAGUUGAAGUGAGCAUGAAUGUGUAUGGUAUAAUUGCAGUAGGCUAGAUGUUACUGUAGAUAAGUUGCUUUACUUGUACCGUUAGCAUUGCCAUUACCAUCUCUGUUGUAGAUGUACCAGUGAUGUAAUUUGAGAAACAUUCCUGCAUUUAGCCAGCCAUUUAAUAUUCAAAGGUUCUUUUUAAAGCGAUCAUUGUAUCAAUAUUUGCUCGUACAAUCAAAAUUUAACCUUCCAAGUUCAUGAACAAUGUCAUGCAGAUGGACAAUGAAAUCCCAAUUUCUGGAACCUCCAACGGAAAACGAAAACUGGUCUAAAAAUCGGGUAGUUCAAGAAAUCAGGAUAAAAUUAUAGUGCUUGACAUGAGGGAAAUGACCUUUCGUUUGAGUUACUGGGAGGUUCCAAAAAUCAAGGGUUUGAGAGUUCCACUGCACUUUUAUCAAAAUAAAUGUGUAGUUCCAGAAAAUAUCCAUGCCUCUCCCUUGGAAGGGAUUUUUUUCUAAGACCACCCAACCCUCUGGAAAUUCCACUCAAGUUUCAUACAUAUAUUACGACUUUUUGGUCUUACAGAACCUCCCACCCCCAGGAAAUACCAAUCCCUUCUGUGGGAGGCAGGGGGAGGAGGGGGAGUAUCGAUGUUUUCUGGAACUACACAUUGUAAUUCUUAGAAUUGAGAGGCUGAUUGUAGGGAGGUCCUAUAUGGGAGAAUUUAAGCAUUUCCACUGUUACAGAUGUUCAGAUGCAACAGAUUUAUAUAAGAGAUGUAACAAAGUGAUCUGUUGCAUUUCCAAGUCAAAAUUUAUUGGGACCUUUUCUGGAUCAGCCCGUUGAUUAAGGUGUAAUUUCCGAUAGUUCAUUAGGUUUCCUUGCUGUUGAUUUCAAUGAAACAAUUUAUCAUAUUUACUUGUAUGUAUAAUAAAGGGGCAGAUGGUGUCUUGGAAUAGUCUA